AUGAUUUGUUUUGUUUGCUCUCUUCAUGAUGUUCUGCUUUUGGACAGUGGGAAAAUGGCAAUGCUUCUUUAUAAACAUUUUAAAAAGACACCUGGAACGCAUAAACUUGGUGUUCUUUAUGUUCUGGAUUCAGUUGCACGUGCAUAUCAGGAUUUGUCUCGGGGAGAUAGUAAUGCACCAGAAGAUGGGACAUUUGCAGGAGGUCUUCAGCAGUUAACACAGCUUUUGGAAAGUUUGAUGAAUGAUAUGAUGCUUUAUGCACCUGUAGAACAUCGGGAGAAGGUUUUGAAACUUGUAAAUAUAUGGGAAAAGGCGGCAACAUUUCCUGCAGGACUAUUAUUACGACUUCGGACUGCACAUUUUGCAGAAGAGUCUUCGCGUACACCACAAUCGGGUUCUGGAGAUGUUUCCUCUAUGUCUUCGGGGGUACAUGCAGCUCCUACACUUCCUUCAGAGUCUAUUGGUUCUGCAAUAGGGCAAACAGAGUCUGUAGUGGGUCAUACUGCGCAAACGGGGUCGUUUUCAUCUACUUUAGGGGAUACAGGUGCUUCUACAACGCCUGUAGUGCCUGCUGUAUUGCAAGCUUUAGCAUUGAUGGCUCAGCAAGUGCAAAAAGGGCAACAGACUUUACAGCAAAUGCCAUUGCAAAUGAUGGGUGUAAAUGAUACUUCUUCUAGGGUUUCUGGAGGUUUGAGUGGUUUUGCAGGUACAUCUGUAGCUCAGGAUUCUUUGGGUUCUUUAAGUACUGCUUCAGGAGCUGCUUUAUCUCCUGCAGAUCCUCGUACGAAUACAUAUUUCCCUGUUUCUUCUCAAUCGUCGGAUUCACAUGUAUCGGCAUCUACGCCACCUGUUUCUUUUCCUCCACAGUCAUCAGAUAUCUUACAAGCACAGCAAAUGGCGUUACUUCAGCUGCUUACACAGAAAGGUGUUUCUGCGGCUCAGAUUCAGUCAAUUAUUCAACAUGUACAGUCGCAAACACCUAGUGAGCCUUCACCAGUACUGCCUUUAUUCAAUAGUACUCAAACUAUGCAUGGGAAUACGCAGUCUGCACUUCAGGCAUUACAGUCUUUUGAUAGUACUCAACGAGCAGCAGACACAUCUUCAGUGUUUCAACAUUCAACUAUAUUGCAAAAUUCGUCUGUGGCACAGCAUUCGUCAACACUUGCUCAACAUAGUGGAAUAUCCGUUCAAUGUUCAGGAGCAACAAGUGCUCAAGGAAAUGUAUCUGGAGGAAUAUCUGGUGGGAUAUCAUCUGAUUUGCACAUUUCUGGUCGGCCUCCAUCGUUGCUGAGGCGAAAGGAUUCAAGAGAGCCAUUGUCAAGGUCUUCUCGCCCUUCAGAAGAUCGUGGAAGAUCUAAGCUAGCUUUUCGACAGUCCAAUGAACGUAGUGCAAGUCCACCUUCUACGAGAAUCUAUCCAGCUACUGGUACACCACGCCUAGUACGUACAGGUUCUUAUGAUCGUACUUUAGCUGACACAGUACCCUCUUCUGAAUCUUCUCAUGCUCCGUCUCAAUCAUCUCAUGUUUCAUCUCAAUUAUCUCAGCCAUCUAAUUCUUUGAAACAUUAUGUCCGGGAUCCAUCGGUUCCUGAGGAUUCAAUUAAAGGUGUGUAUAUUAUCAAACAGUCUGUGUUAAGUAGAACUUUAUUCAUUGGCGGUGUUUCACAAAGUAUUUCUCAAGAAGAAUUGCAGCGUAUGUUUUCUUCUUAUGGAGAUAUUCAAAGUUGUAUUAUUAAUCAUAAUGCUCGCCAUGCGUUCAUUAAGAUGUAUAAACGUAAGGAUGCAGAAGCAGCGCGUGCUGGUAUGGAAAUGCUUGUUCAUGAUAAUACAGUCAUUAGAACAAAAUGGGGAGUUGGUUUUGGACCUAGGGAUUGUAGCAAUUACACGACAGGUAUCAGUAUAAUUCCAAUAAAGCGGUUAACAGAUGCGGAUCGUCGUUGGUGUAUGUUUGCAGAGUGGGGCGGAACUGGUGGACAACCACUCGAAGGGGGAUACAUUAUGGAAGAGCCUGAUAUUGAAAUUGGAAUGGUUGUUAAUUCAAAAACUACGGGUAGACGGCAGUUAUCAGUGCGUGGUGAAAAUAAGAAAAAUAAUGUAAAUCAAAAGCAUCAGCAAAGUUCUAAUCCGGCACCGGAGCCCACUUCAAAACCUCCAUCUACACUUGUUUCUCCAUGGGUGGGUGCUAUUCAGGAGAAUAAUGCAUAUAAGACGUUACGGUAG
Pneumocystis jirovecii RU7 is the source of this 2220-nucleotide messenger RNA. Its product is annotated as Nrd1 complex RNA-binding subunit. Bases 1 to 2220 code for a protein of 739 amino acids. Gene Ontology annotation, molecular function: RNA binding. The transcript is spliced from 5 exons. The record is from RefSeq and is a predicted model, not a curated record. Gene Ontology annotation, cellular component: nucleus. NCBI's taxonomy places the organism in Eukaryota, Fungi, Ascomycota, Pneumocystomycetes, Pneumocystales, Pneumocystaceae.